AUGGAUCUUCCAGUUGUGGUUGAUUCGAACGACGAUGAAAUAGUCUCCCACGAACUAGAGCAAAUGAGGAGUAUAUUGGAAGAGGCGAUUUUGGAAACGCGCAGCACCCCUCUCGAAAAUCGACCGCGACUUCCCCGCAUACCCUUAAGCAAGCGAAAUCGGGCUGUCGUGAGGGCUCUUAACCCAAUGCUGGUGACCUAUUUGGAAGCCAGCCGGGACCUUUGCGAGACGGACUCGAUUCUCUUUGGCGCCGCAGUGGCAGUUUGCCGUAUUAUUGGCGCCAAACUUCCCAUGGCUGGACGCGCUACUACACAAAGUAACGCCAUCCCAGCCUGGAGGAAAAGAAUCGAGGACCGUAUCGCAAAGGCAAGGGCUCUUAUCGGCAGACUGACAAGCUUCAGGUCGGGUAAUAAUAACGAGGAUUAUGCGCACCGUUAG
This is a messenger RNA of Parnassius apollo (apollo), 438 nucleotides long. NCBI's taxonomy places the organism in Eukaryota, Metazoa, Arthropoda, Insecta, Lepidoptera, Papilionidae. The record is from the annotation of a GenBank genome assembly.